Arachis ipaensis is the source of this 1914-nucleotide messenger RNA. NCBI's taxonomy places the organism in Eukaryota, Viridiplantae, Streptophyta, Magnoliopsida, Fabales, Fabaceae. The record is from RefSeq and is a predicted model, not a curated record.
AUGUGUGGAGAAUUUGAGAUCCUUUACCUGUUUGGAAUGAAUGAUCCCGCGUGCUAUGCGGGUAAGUGGUUUGAAAUAGAGUGCUUGAACACAUCCAUGAACAACGUUCCCACUCUCACCCCUUACCUGAAAGCCGCAGAUCUGGAAGUGAGAUCCAUCGAUGCGUUGCGCAGCACGGUUACGGUGGGGAGGCGGAGAGGCCUGACGAUGGAAGAGAGGGCUUUUGUGUGCCAGCUGGCACUUGGAGAACCUGGGGUCGCUCACCUUCUUGCACCCCUCCUCCUCCAUUCCAAUAUUGAUGAGAUCGUCUGCCGGGUGGACCUUGGUGUCAUAGGCCACGUGGUACGACUCCAAGCCGGGAAUCCUCUGUUGGACUUGGUUGAUCUAGGCCUUGUCCUCCUCCAGGAACACGGUACGCCCGCCGUAGUUGAGGGACGUCCACAUGAGACUGUCAUGACCCAGGCUGAACAAGUUCAACACCAACUGCAACGGCGGCUUCAGACUGAAUCUGAUCUUAUUGAAAACAUAAUCCAAAUGAUUGUCCAGAAAUUGGAUCACAAAUAUACAAGUGAACUCAGAAGCCCUUUCAUAUAUGACCAAAACUAUGCAUGCAUUGAAUCUGUACUGACUCACUCAAGGGGUAUUAAAACCAUUGGGAUUUGGGGCAUGGGCGGCAUUGGAAAAACCACUAUUGCGGCUGCCAUUUUUCAAGAGUUCUCUCCCAAGUACCAAGGUUGUUGUUUCUUGGCCAAUGUAAGAGAAGAAUCUUCAAGGCAUGGCCUCAACUACAUUUUCAAUAGACUUCUUUCUGAGUUGCUGCACGAACAUGUUCAUAUUACCACUCCAAAGAUUGUGUCUUCUGCUAUAAUCCGCAGAUUGAGGCGUAAGAAAGUUUUCAUUGUACUGGAUGAUGUGAAUACUUCUGAGCUUCUAGAAAAUUUGCUUGGAGUGGGACAAGAUUAUCUUGGACUUGGUAGCAAAGUUAUUGUUACGACCCGAGAUAAGCAUGUUCUUCUGAGUAGAUCAGUGGAUCACAUCCAUGAAGUCACAGAAAUGAAUGAGGAGAACUCUCUCAAACUCUUUAGCUUGAAUGCCUUCAACAAAAUCCAUCCUCCUGAAAAUGGUGGAUAUUGGGAUCUAUCAAAAAGGGCACUUGCUUAUGCCAGAGGAAAUCCCUUAGCUUUGAAAGUUUUGGGAUCAUUUCUUCAUUCCAAAACUGAAAAGGAAUGGGACAAUGCAUUGACAAAACUAAAGAGGAUUCCUAAUGCAGAUAUUCAGAAAGUGUUGAGGUUGAGCUUCAAUGAAUUGGAUGAUACAGAGAAAGAUAUAUUCCUAGAUAUUGCAUGCUUUUUCAAAGGGCAAGAGAAAGAAAAAGUGGCAAUGAUAUUAAACGAGUGUGGUUUCUACGCAGAUAUUGGAAUAAGAAACCUUUUAGACAAGGCUCUUAUAUCAAUAGCUACGAAUCAAAGCAUACAAAUGCAUGACUUGAUACAGGAAAUGGGUCACAAAAUUGUGUGCGAAGAAUCUCUCAAGAACCCUGGAAAGCGGAGCAGAGUGUGGCAACCAGAUGAAGUUUGCGACAUAUUAAAAAAUGAUAAAGGAUCCACUACUAUUGAAACUAUAUACUUGGAUUUGACUCAGCAGACAGAAAUAUGUAUAAGCUCCAAUGCAUUUAGAAAGAUGCCAAACCUAAGGUUACUGGCUUUUGCUAGCAACAAUGGUUAUGGACAAAAGAGAGUUGAUUAUACAUUGAGUCUUCCAACAAAUCUGGAGUUGCCUAAUAACUUGAGAUAUAUUCAAUGGGAUGGAUGUCCAUUAAAAAAUCUCUGUCAACCACUUCUUGGCCUAGCAAGCUUGUUGAACUCUCCAUGCCAUACAGUGAUGUUGAAAAGCUUUGGGAUGGGCCACAGGUAA